Messenger RNA from Telopea speciosissima, 2966 nucleotides. RefSeq names its product U-box domain-containing protein 3-like. NCBI's taxonomy places the organism in Eukaryota, Viridiplantae, Streptophyta, Magnoliopsida, Proteales, Proteaceae. The record is from RefSeq and is a predicted model, not a curated record. Gene Ontology annotation, biological process: protein ubiquitination. Gene Ontology annotation, cellular component: nucleus; cytoplasm. Bases 285 to 2633 code for a protein of 782 amino acids. The transcript is spliced from 6 exons. Gene Ontology annotation, molecular function: ubiquitin-protein transferase activity; protein binding.
AGUAAUCUCAUAUCCUCAAUCAUUAUAUUCUUAAUUAAUUUCACCAGCACAGCCAACAAAUCUACAAUUAAAAAAAGGGCCCACAAACGUCUCUUUUUACCCUUUUUCCAGCGAUUCUCUCUACCUCUUCGUCUCAUGGUUGCCUGUAAGAGAAGCACUCAAAGCAUGAAUGAGAGGUUUAUUGCAAGGAUUCAAGCCUUCAAGGAGAUUUCACUUCGCUAUUUUUCACUUAAAAGCUUUUGAUUUUGCGUUUUACCAUCACAGGUUCAUACAGAGUAGGUCUCAUGGACACAAGAUCUGUACCAUGUCUGGUUAACAGCAUUUCUCGAUUCAUUCAUCUGGUUGCCUGCCAGACUCUGAAAUCUGUGCCCAUACAGAAGGAUUAUCAAUAUAUGGUUGAUCUAUUGAAGGUUUUAAAGCCCAUGCUUAAUGAAAUUGUUGAUUCCAAACUACCUACAAAUGGAAUUCUAUUUAGAGAAUGCGAGGAAUUGGAUUUGGCUGUUAAUCAGGCUAGAGAUUUCAUGGAGAAGUGGGAUCCCAAGAUGAGCAAGAUACAUAGUGUUCUGCAGAGUGAAUCAUUGGCAAGAAAAGUCCGGAGUUCUUCACUGAAAAUUUGCCACAUGUUGUGUAGGUUGCAGCAGUCAUCUCCACUUAAUUCUCAUUUAACUAGUAUUCAGUGUUGUAUUCAGGAGCUUCAAAGUUUGGAGCAGGAGAGCAUAUCAGAGGUUGUAGAAGAGGCCAUAAAAUAUCAGAGGGAUAAUAAGCUCAUCCCUCGUGCUGAUAUCCUGCUAAAACUUGUUGAGUUAUUUGGUUUUACUUCAAAUCAAGAGUUGCUGGAAGAGAGUGUGGCCCUGGAAAAGGCGAGAGUGAAGGCUGGAUGCAAGAAAAGCACUGUGGAGCUAGAUCAUGUAGAUCAGAUAGUGAAUCUUGUUGCUCAUAUUCGAGAUUGGAUGGGUAAACUUGAACAAUUUGGGGAAAUAAAUGGUGUUCCUGUUCCUCCAUACUUCCGUUGUCCACUGUCGUUGGAACUUAUGGUGGACCCAGUAAUUGUGGCCUCUGGGCAGACCUAUGAGAGGGCUUUUAUCCAGAAGUGGCUUGAUCAAGGGCUUAGCAUUUGCCCCCAAACCCGUCAAACUCUCGCACACUCAAAUCUCAUACCGAAUUACACUGUGAAGGCGCUGAUAGCAAAUUGGUGCGAGGACAAUAAUAUAAGGAUUUUCAGAACUGCUGAUUGCAACUAUAUGUCAUCCCCAUCCUCAUCUCGUAAUGUGUCUAGCUUCCAUGGUUCUUUGAAUGGCAGUAAUUGCACUUCAAGGUCAUUUAUGGAUGUUGGAAAUGGAUCUGAGAAGCAAAGGGUUGAAGUCUCUUCAAGAGGUGGUGUGGACAAUAGCAAUGUAUGUUGCAGCAGGAUAAAUCCAAAAUGUGACCAACCUUCACCAGAACAGUCUUAUAUUCACAGCCGAAGUGAAUCAGUCUCAAGUGGUAUUUCCAGCAUUGAGUAUUUGUCUACAGCAAUGACAACUGGUCUUACUGAAGAGCCAAGGGUUUUGAGUAGGCAUGUCAGUGCUAGUGUUCUGUCAGAAGUCAAAUCCGAGGGUCUGGCUUGUUCUCCGAAUAGAGAUUCAGGGUUUUCUCCAUGGUUGUCAGGGAAACAAUUUCACAGUUCUGAAAUAAAGGUGGCAGUGGCUGAGGAUGGCAAAAAUCAUCAUCAAAGAAGCCUUUCUCUUCCAUUUUCAGAUUCCGGAUUCGAUGAUUUGACCUCUUCUUCCCAUGUUGAGAAAUUGGUUGAUGAUCUGAAGAGUCAAUCCAAUGAAGUGCAAACUGCUGCUGCAGCAGAGCUGCGGCUUCUUGCAAAGCACAAUGCGGAGAACCGUAUUAUUAUUGCCCAGUGUGGGGCUAUUGCUCCUUUGAUUUCAUUGCUCAAUUCACCAGUGAAACUGACACAAGAGCAUGCCGUCACUGCCCUAUUGAACUUAUCAAUAAAUGACGGAAAUAAAGCCUUGAUUGCUGAGACAGGAGCUAUAGAACCUCUUAUCCAUGUUCUUAAGACGGGAAAUGCGGGGGCCAAAGAGAACUCUUCUGCAACUUUAUUUAGUCUAUCGGUAUUGGAAGAAUACAAGAUAAAAAUUGGUCGUUCCAAUGCAGUGAAGGCCCUAGUUGAUCUGCUAGGCUCUGGGACACUCAGGGGUAAGAAAGAUGCUGCUACUGCCUUGUUCAAUUUAUCGAUCUUUCAUGAGAACAAGGCACGCAUAGUCCAGGCCGGGGCUGUGAAGUACCUGGUUGAGUUGAUGGAUCCUUCCACAGGGAUGGUUGACAAAGCCGUUGCUCUUCUUGCAAAUCUCUCUACGGUUCCAGAGGGACAGUCUGCUAUCACUCGCGAAGGUGGCAUCCCAUUACUAGUUGAAGUUGUUGAAUCAGGAUCACAGAGAGGAAAAGAAAAUGCUGCAUCCAUCUUGUUGCAGCUCUGCAUUAAUAGCCAGAAGUUCUGUGGCCUGGUUCUACAAGAAGGGGCAGUGCCACCUCUUGUUGCAUUAUCUCAAUCUGGGACUCUCAGAGCAAAAGAAAAGGCACAACAGAUACUCUGUCACUUCCGGAACCAGCGAGAAGGGGCUGUUGGAAAGGCAAGAUCAUGACUCAGGAUGUGGAAUCUUUCAGCUUUCUGUGAGUUUGGUCUUCUCCAGUGCAAUGGGUUCAUUGAUCAGCCAGGGUAUAUUGGCAGUUUCUUUGAUUCUUUCAUAUGAAACUUACUCCAGCGUGUGUGGAAAGAAGAGAAUACUUAGUAUGUGCCAUCUCUCUCUUAGCUCCAUCAAGGAAGUAAGCAGCUCAACUGUUAGCAGGAGUAACUGAUAUUGUCUGUUCUACUUUAUUUGGUGCUCUGGGUCUGCUGCAGCAGCAGAUAAACAUGUGUUGUAUAUGUGUUACUCCCUUUGUCAUUUGUUGUACAAUAAUAUUAUAGAAGUUCCAUU